Messenger RNA from Mizuhopecten yessoensis (Yesso scallop), 2733 nucleotides. RefSeq lists its product as uncharacterized. The record is from RefSeq and is a predicted model, not a curated record. NCBI's taxonomy places the organism in Eukaryota, Metazoa, Mollusca, Bivalvia, Pectinida, Pectinidae. Gene Ontology annotation, molecular function: DNA binding. The transcript is spliced from 2 exons. The coding region runs from base 1 to 2733 and encodes 910 amino acids. Gene Ontology annotation, biological process: DNA integration; DNA recombination.
AUGAUAGUCCCAUUACAGGAGAUACCAGUAGGGGGGAGACUUCUCCAUUUUGUGAGAGCUUGGGAGGAGAUAACCACAGAAAAAUUUGUGUUGGGAGUAGUAUCGAAGGGAUACAAAGUAGAGUUCAGUCAAACACCGCCCUUGUCAGAGGCUAUGAAGUUCACCAGUGUUCCAUCAAACAAACAGAAAGCUCAGGUACUCGUAACGGAGAUCGAGGCCCUUCUUGUAAAAGGGGCAAUAGUAGAACUGGGAUCAAACCCAGGACCGGGAUUUUACAACACCCUUUUUGUUGUCCCCAAGAAGAGGAAGAGCUUACCAGUUCGUAGCUCUCCCUUUCGGAAUCUCUUCAGCACCAAGGGUAUUUGUCAAGAUAAUCUCGGUAGUACUAGGUCAUCUGAGGAGUCAGAGGUUCCAUCCUCAUGGAUACCUGGACGAUUGGCUUCUUCGAGAACAACUCCGAGAAAAGUUAUUCUCGGCAGUUUAGAGCACGAUACCACUGCUAACCAGGUUAGGUUUUCUUCCGAACUGGCUGAAGUCUCAGCUUUACCCUACUCAGGAUUUCCAAUACAUCGGAGCCUGUUUCCGUCUAGACCUAGGGCUGGUCUUUCCUCCAAGGGAAAGAAUCUUAACACUAAGAAAACUGUUCUCCAUAGUAGAGCAGAGGGAGAGUAUUCAAGUACGGUAUGUGCUUCAGAUCCUGGGUCUGAUGAACUCAUGCAUAGAGGUCAUACCAUGGGCAAGACUACACAUGAGACCCAUUCAGCUUUUUCUCCUUUAUCAUUGGAGACCCAAGACGAAAGACAUAUAUGCUCUCAUCCCAGUCAACAAGUUGUUAACAGAGUCCUUCCUUUGGUGGAGAGGGGAGACAACAGUGUUCAGAGGCAGAACACUGACGGACAGAUCAGUAGAUUUAGUCCUAACUACCGAUGCGUCGGGAGAGGGCUGGGGGGCCCACAUAGAGAAUUUGAGGAUCUCAGGGAGAUGGGGUCCACAAGAGAUAUCGAGAGAUAUCAACUGGAAGGAACUGAAAGCAGUUCAAUUAGCAAUUACGCAGAUUCGUCAACUAGUACAAGGAAGGAAGGUUCUGGUACAGUCGGACAACUCAACAGUAGUAACAUACAUAAACAAGCAGGGGGGAACUCAUUCUCCAGGACUUUGUAUGUUAACCUGGAGACUUCUCCAAUUCUGUAUAACAGAAAAGAUAGAACUAAAGUCAAUACACAUACCAGGCAGGUUAAACCUGACUGCAGAUGCUCUAUCCAGGAGGUCUCAGAUCAUUCCAACAGAAUGGACUCUUCAGAAACAGAUACUGAACCAGGUAUUUUAUUUUUGGAGAGAACCUCAGAUAGAUCUGUUCGCCUCAAAACUAAAUCAUCAGUUGCCUGUAUACAUGUCUCCAGUCCCAGACAGCCAGGCUUUGGCUGUAGAUGCUCUAGCUCAGAAUUGGACAGGAAUGUAUGCUUAUGCAUAUCCUCCAAUAUCCCUAGUAGCACGGGUGAUCAGGAAGGUCCGUCAGGAACACAUGACCUUGAUCUUAAUAGCACCAUUCUGGGAGAGACAAGCAUGGUUUCCAGACCUAAUAGAUCUGCUGAUAGAGCACCCAAUCAGAUUACCUCUGAGGGAGGACAUAAUCAAGCAGCCUCACAACGGCUGGCUUCAUCCAUCCCCAGACAUACUGAAGUUGACUGCAUGGAAGCUGUCAGGAGACAGUAUAGUGAGGAAGGAUUUUCAAGAGCUGUUGCAAACAGAGCAGUUGAGGCUAGACGACCUAGCACAUAUCAGACAUACAAUGCUAAGCUGAACCUAUAUUCAAAAUGGGCAGCAGAGAAGAGGUUUGACCCUUUUUCAGCAACUGUAGCUCAGAUUGCUGAUUUCAUGGAGUAUCUUUUUUCAGUUAAGAAUCUCCAGGUUCGUACUAUACAAGGUUAUAGAUCAGCUAUUUCAUUAAUCCAUCCCGGCUGGAAUGGAGUUAAAGUGGGUAACCACCCAAGAUUAGAAAAGCUGUUGAAGGCCUACUUUAAUAGUAGACCUUCUAAGAGAAAGUUAUCUCCUACUUGGAGUCUCACACUUGUGUUAAAUAUGUUAAUGAAGGCUCCGUUUGAGCCUCUCAUCCAUGUUCCGUUAAAGUUUUUAACAUUGAAAACUGUGUUUUUAGUUGCAAUUUCUUCAGGUAGAAGAAGAAGCGGGUUACAGGCCCUGUGUUGUAAGGAGGGCCAUAUCAGAUGGGAUCAGACAGGUGUAGCCUUGAUUCCACAUCCUGGUUUUUUGGCAAAGAAUGAUUCUUUGUCAUAUGUUUCAAAGCGUAUUUUUCUUCCAAAGAUGGCUAGUUUGUCAUCAGUUGAGGAGGACAGGUUAGUUUGCCCGUGUAGGGCUUUGAGUCAAUACCUUUUAAGAACCAAGAAGUUCAGAAAGGGGGUAGAACAGUUGUUUGUUACUUACAAGGAUAACUUGUGUCAUGCUGCUUCAAGAGACACAAUUUCAAGAUGGAUUGUUCAGACUAUCGAGAGAUGUUAUAAAGAGUCCACAGACACAGAUUUUUCUAUGGCAAAGGCUCAUGAUACAAGGAGUCUAUCGACCUCCAUGGCCUUAUUUAAAGGCAUUUCAAUGGAGGAGAUCAUGGAGGCUGCAUCCUGGAAGUCAGAGUCAACAUUUACCAAUCAUUAUCUAAAAAACAUGAGUCAAGAGACCGGCAGGUUUGCUCGAGCUGUAUUGACAUCAGAAAGAAGACAGUGA